Molecule: messenger RNA, 1341 nt
Organism: Trichoderma virens Gv29-8
Lineage: Eukaryota; Fungi; Ascomycota; Sordariomycetes; Hypocreales; Hypocreaceae
Product: ras-related small GTPase
Exons: 7
Coding region: 239-859 (206 amino acids)
Biological process (GO): regulation of vacuole fusion, non-autophagic
Cellular component (GO): fungal-type vacuole membrane; late endosome; phagocytic vesicle
Molecular function (GO): GTPase activity; GTP binding
Source: RefSeq, a predicted model, not a curated record
AAAAGCCAGCCUCGUCAUUGAAGCCUCAAAAGUAUAGGCAACCGACACACAGGGUCUCGUGACGUCUGCAACCCUAAUUUCCUCCAUCACACAGGCCAGCUCUCUUUUUCGACAUCUAUCUUCAUCUAUCUGCGAACAGUUGCACCCGGAGAAGGCCCUCUUCGCUCGCGGCGGCUGUGCUUUGGUUCAUAUCUAUCACGUCAUUCGAGCGGCGAGUGUACGACGAUAACCGGUCAAAAUGUCUUCGCGCAACAAGAAGGUCCUUCUCAAGGUCAUCAUCCUUGGAGAUAGCGGUGUGGGCAAGACGAGUUUGAUGAAUCAAUACGUCAAUAAGAAGUUCAGCGCAAGCUACAAGGCGACUAUCGGCGCUGACUUCUUAACGCGAGAGGUCUUGGUGGACGACCGACAAGUCACCAUGCAGCUUUGGGACACGGCCGGACAAGAGCGAUUCCAGUCUCUGGGCGUCGCAUUCUACAGAGGAGCCGACUGCUGCGUUCUGGUGUACGAUGUCAACAACUCCAAGAGUUUCGAGGCGCUGGACAGCUGGCGAGACGAGUUCCUGAUCCAGGCCUCUCCGAGAGACCCCCCCAACUUCCCCUUUGUUGUGCUUGGAAACAAGAUUGAUGUGGAGGAGAGCAAGCGAGUGAUUUCGACCAAGCGAGCCAUGACAUUCUGCCAAUCCAAGGGCGACAUCCCAUACUUUGAGACGAGUGCAAAGGAGGCCAUCAACAUUGACCAGGCAUUUGAGGUUAUUGCUCGAAAUGCUUUGGCUCAAGAAGAGUCCGAGGAAUACAGCGGUGACUUUGACGACCCCAUCAAUAUCCACAUCGACAACGAUCGCGACGGCUGUCCUUGCUAAGCGGUAAAAAGACGAUGGGAUAAUUGGAUGGAUACGAGACUGGUCAGAGAAUGAGCGUGAACAACCAGAGACGGCAUACCCGGUCCUCGAACUGAUGCAUUUUCUUGUCUGGAAGUAGAGUAUGGAGAAACGAGGCCAUGUUGGUGUUUGCGUGGAAAGUAAUUUUUUUCUUCUUCUUUAUUAUUUUUUCUUUUUCUGUCUGGGCUGAUUUUCUUGCUUUUCUUGUUUGAUUGAUGGGAUGGGAGAUGCUUACAAUUGCUGGGGAUGGAGGCUCGAUAGCAACAACCAUAGCCUCGGCUCCGACUAGUGGCCAUGGGAGAGAAGAGAGGGGGAAGAGGAGAGCUUUUGAUACGGUCAUCUCAUACAUCUAUUUGUCAGGAGAUUGCGGGGCUAUAGAUUCUAUGCGUAGCUGGGAGCAAUCCCACGCUAUGGGACUUGAUUAUACGUUUGCCUCUUUUUAAAUCAAUUGAUCCAUCAUGCCU